Pelobates fuscus (common spadefoot toad) is the source of this 1513-nucleotide messenger RNA. It is a transcript of the gene FBXO5, whose product is annotated as F-box protein 5. The record is from RefSeq and is a predicted model, not a curated record. Gene Ontology annotation, cellular component: nucleus. The coding region runs from base 259 to 1473 and encodes 404 amino acids. Lineage: Eukaryota; Metazoa; Chordata; Amphibia; Anura; Pelobatidae. Gene Ontology annotation, biological process: negative regulation of meiotic nuclear division; regulation of mitotic nuclear division. Gene Ontology annotation, molecular function: protein binding. The transcript has 5 exons.
UCAAAGUGUUUUAAAAAGUUGCUCGAGAGGCGGCUGGCGCCAUUUGUGGGAAACUCGAACGCUGGCAGGUUUUAAAACGUUUUAAACAGCACGGGGAAUUAAACCCCACUUUUAUAUAGAAAAAAAACAAAAAAAAAAAACGUUAUUUUCAUUAUUAGAUUUAAUAAGCUAAGCAUCUCCUGAGUGAUCGCUGCUCGGAGCGGGUUAUUAGGAGCAACCACGUCCUGGAGAGAACCGACAGAGACCUACAAUAGAUUAAUGACAAUUUGCAUCACGUGUACCAAAAUGAAGUGUGGUUUUAAAAGUAAUCAAACGCCAACAAAGAUGUCUCCAAACAAAAUAAAUGCAGCCAAUGCUAAAUUGGAAGCCAGUCCACUGAAACAUGAACAAGACUCUUGUAAAAAAUUUGAACAAUCGCAAGGUUCCCAACCAGACAGUCCCCUUAAAGUAUCUCCAAGACGUUUGGACUUUGCUACAGAAAACAAACCUCUCUACAACAAAGAGAAUCAUUUGCAGAGGUCUAAAGAAGUUGAAACACAAAAUGUAGAAUUAAGUGAUUUACAAGACAGUGGUUACUCUUCCAUAUUACAUGACUCUCCAUACCAAAAUGACGAGGAUAUUAACUUCUUGAUUCCUCCACUGUGCGAGACACCAAAGCUCUCUUCACUACACAAAACAACUGUACAAGCCACAUCUGCAAGUUUAUUUCCAGUUAUUCACUUUGAGGAAGUGGUUUGUUCCACGUUAAAAAAAAGUUCAAAAAGAAGUCCAAAAAUAGAUUGGAAUCUUAUUGAUGAAGUAGUCUCAAGAGGAAACUUUGGGCUUGAGAACCUAAUUGGUAAAAAUAUGGGUUUGGAUCAAAUGGAUAUUCUUGGAGAACUUUUUAGGAGAGACUUUAAACAUAUACUUGCCAAAAUUCUAAGGCAUCUCAGUGCAAUUGACUUAAUAAAUGUCAUUAGUGUGAGUACAACAUGGAAAAAAAUCUUGCACAGAGACAGCAUGGCUUACAGCACUUAUAAAGCAGCAUGGAAAGAACUUUGUGAAAAAGAAGCAAAAUUUAGCAUGCAUACAGCAACACGUGAUUCUUCUCUUGGCCGUUUACCUCUUGCUUCAGUUCAAAAAAUAGCUAGCGCUUCUUGCUGUAUUAAGUCUACAAAAAAGUCAAGCAAGAAAUGCAAAGAUGCAGAGUCUUCAAACCGCAGACAUGCAGAAUUCAGUGAGAUUGCAAAAACCCUGAAAAAUGACCAGAGCCUUAAAGUGUGUAGAGACUGUGGAUCUCCUGCCAAAUAUGACUCUUAUCUUCAUAGAGCCAUUUGCACUAGAGAAAGCUGUAAAAGUGACUUUUGCACACUCUGUCUCUGUGACUAUCACUUUUCUACGAGCUGCACAAGUAACAAACCUCUGGCACAUCGAUAUUUAUCAGUACCUCUUCCUGGGAGUAAAAAGAGCAAACAGAACUUAAGGAGGCUUUAAAUGUUCUUAAAGAAUGAACUCCUAUUAACAUCCCAGUAGA